Molecule: messenger RNA, 700 nt
Organism: Raphanus sativus (radish)
Lineage: Eukaryota; Viridiplantae; Streptophyta; Magnoliopsida; Brassicales; Brassicaceae
Product: V-type proton ATPase subunit G2
Exons: 4
Coding region: 144-476 (110 amino acids)
Biological process (GO): proton transmembrane transport
Cellular component (GO): vacuolar proton-transporting V-type ATPase complex
Molecular function (GO): proton-transporting ATPase activity, rotational mechanism
Source: RefSeq, a predicted model, not a curated record
CGUGGGGGGAAAUCAUAUCUGAAUCUCUUUCCUUGUAUAUGAAUUUCAACACGAUCUAAAACAUUUGAGUCAUUCAUCAAAUCAUCUCUCUCUCUCUCUCUCUUCUCUUUCUCUCCAAUCUCGCAAAACCAGAUCUUAUAAACAUGGAGUCAACUGGUAAUCAUGGAGGGAUCCAGCAACUGCUUGCUGCUGAACAGGAAGCUCAGCAGAUUGUUAAUGCUGCUAGGACCGCAAAAAUGGCGAGACUGAAGCAAGCCAAGGAAGAAGCUGAAACAGAGAUUGCUGAGCACAAAACCAGUACUGAGCAUGGUUUCCAGAGGAAGCUCGAAGAGACCAGUGGAGAUUCAGGUGCAAACGUGAAGAGGCUUGAGCAAGAGACCGAUGAGAAGAUCGAGCAGUUGAAGAACGAAGCUUCCAGGAUUUCCAGAGAUGUUGUGGACAUGCUUCUCAAACAUGUCACCACUGUCAACAACUGAUGAUAUAUAUAUACCAUCCUCGUACGUCUUUAAGAUGGUGUGAAUUGUUAUUUUGAGUGGAUUUAUUCAUUCGUUUCUUUUACUUGUUUGGUGGAUUCCGGGUUUCAUUCAACUGUUGCUAUUUGAUUUUCACUUUCAGCCUUGAGUUGUUGUUGUAUUCAUCUCUCCAGAAGACUUGACUUUUGUGUUUGUAAUAUUCAGAAUAAAGGGAACCCCAUUGGAUA